This is a messenger RNA of Octodon degus (degu), 1556 nucleotides long. RefSeq names its product XK related 9 (gene Xkr9). The coding region runs from base 267 to 1388 and encodes 373 amino acids. Gene Ontology annotation, cellular component: plasma membrane. Gene Ontology annotation, biological process: engulfment of apoptotic cell; apoptotic process involved in development; phosphatidylserine exposure on apoptotic cell surface. The transcript has 3 exons. The record is from RefSeq and is a predicted model, not a curated record. Lineage: Eukaryota; Metazoa; Chordata; Mammalia; Rodentia; Octodontidae.
UCAUCUGUAGUGAAGAUCACUGUAAAAGAGAAGAUUGAGUAACACCUGAUUUAGAUUUGAGACUUAAAAAAGAAAGUUAAAAUUAGUCAUUUCAGCUUUUCUGUUCUCAUUUCAUAAUACUUAAUAUUUUUCUAAAUUGAUUUAGGGAGUAGAAAUUAAAAUUCAGUGCCAUACCAAAAUAUGUGCUGAUAUUUGUCUUGGAAUUUUUUUUUUUUCAUAUGUGAGAAGAGAAGAGAGUAGAUAGCUAAGAGCUAUAGUUGUUCAUAAUGAAAUACACUAAAUGCAAUUUUAUGAUGUCAGUUCUUGGCAUUAUAAUCUAUAUAACUGAUUUAAUUGUGGACAUUUGGAUAUCUGUCAAAUUUUCCCUUGAAGGACAAUAUGUUUUUGGUGUUUUAACAUUAAGUUUUAUGCUUUUUGGAACACUAGUAGCCCAGUGUUUUAGUUAUUCUUGGUUCAAAACUGAUUUAAAGAAAGCAGGCCAAGAAAAUCAGCACUGUUUUCUUCUACUUCAUUGCUUGCAAGGAGGAGUUUUUGUAAGGUAUUGGUUUGCCUUGAAAAGAGGUUACCAUGUGGCUUUCAAGCAUAGUGGCAAAACUAAUAACUUCAUGGAUGAACAAAUUGAUUCAGAUAAAGAAGUUAUAGAUGCAGUGACUGAUCUGAGCAUGCUUAGACUCUUUGAGACUUACCUGGAAGGCUGCCCACAACUUAUUAUUCAGCUCUACAUCUUUCUGGAGCAUGGUCAAGCAAAUCUUAGUCAGUAUGCAGCCAUCAUGAUUUCUUGCUGUGCUAUAUCUUGGUCAACUGUUGAUUUUCAAGUAGAUUUAAGAAAAUCCUUGCCUGAUAAAAAUCUUCUAAAGGGAUUCUGUCCUAUAGCCACAUAUCUCCUUUACAAGUUGUGUACAUUAUUAUCUUGGAUGUUGAGUAUUGUACUUCUGUUGUUUAUAAAUGUCAAGAUAGCUUUAUUUCUGCUAUUAUGUCUUUGGUUGGUAGGCUUAAUAUGGGCAUUUAAAAAUAAAACCCAAUUUUGUAAUUCCAAAAGCAUGGAAUUCUUAUAUAGGAUUGUUGUUGGAUUUAUUCUGAUUUUUACAUUUUUUAAUAUUAAGGGACAGAAUACCAAAUGUCCAAUGUUUUGUUACUAUGGUGUGAGGGUACUGGCCACAUUGGGAAUAUUGAUUGUGUUCUGGGUUUACCCACUCUCUAUUUUUAAUUUAGAUUACUUUAUAGCUAUCAGUAUCACUAUAGUUCUUUCUCUUCUCCUUGGAAUUAUUUUUCUCAUUGUUUAUUAUAGGAUUUUUCACCCAAACAGAGGUAAAGAAACGGAAUGUGAUGAAAUUGAUGGAAAAUUACUCCAGAAAGAUUGUAGAAUGAGAUAUUUCCUCAUGGAAUGAACUAUCUAUGAGAUAUAAUUUCUCAUUUUUGUUUCAUUGGUUAGUAAAGAAAAUGUAUGUUUGAUGUGUGUGUCCUCUGUUAUUUUUGCCACCUUUAAUUUGAGGUUUAUUUUGGCACUUUAAUUCUGAACAUGAGAAAACAUAAUGAUAUUUUAUUAUUUAAAUUAA